AUGGGCACACUGAUGAAGGUUACCACCCCCUUGGUGUCACUCUCUGACAUAAAAGGUGUUGGCUGUGCCGUGACGCUACUAAUCAUCUACGGUCAGUGUUACUACAACGUGAUUAUGGCAUGGAUCUUGUACUAUCUCUUCUCCUCUUUCACCACGGUGUUGCCGUGGUCUCACUGUGGGAACGAGUGGAACACGGUACACUGCCGGGAACACCGCGGACAAAACCGGAGCGUGAAUGUCACCAGGCUGCUCAGCUCGUCUGCACCAGGACUUCUGGGAUACGACGCCGUGGUCGCUUCGAACAGCUCCAACAUCACUCACCAGUUUAUCAUGCGCUCUGCGAAAUCAAAACGAAAGGCAAAAGUACAAAAGUACGAGUUCGUGGAAUUUAACCUUUUGUGGCCUCUCUUUUCGAUCGUGUUUUUUGGGAAGAGCUCAAAAGAGGGUGUUCUGUUAGAUGGCGCGUUUGAAGGAAUCCGUUUCUUCCUUCUUCCGGAUUGGUCCAAACUUGGCAAAGCUCAGGUUUGUCUUGAGGCUGGAAUCCAAGUGUUUUACUCGUACACUGUGGGAGUGUCUAUUCAUACGGCUCUGGCCAGCUGUAACACAUUCCAUCACAACUCCCUCAGACACCUGUUGAUUUUCGUUGGGCUGAACACCUUCACGAGUUUCCUCUUCGGUUUUGUCAUCUUCUCAGUGUUGGGAUUCAUGGCGACACAACAGUCUCUAUCCAUCAGCGAGGUGGCAGGCUCGGGUCCGGGCUUAGCCUUCGUCGCCUACCCGGAAGCUAUGUCACAGAUGCCGGUAGCGCCUUUGUGGUCCGUCCUCUUUUUCCUGACCCUAAUAUUUGUUGGUAUUGACAGUCAGUUUGCUCACUGUGAAGCCUUUAUAAUAAGCGUCUCGGAUUUUUUUCCGAGAUUGCUUAGGGGGUCACCCAAUAAGGAGAUUUUCUCCGCGGUCAUGUGUUUUGCCUGGUAUCUGAUUGGACUGUCUAUGGUAACAGAGGGAGGCGUCUAUAUCCAGCAGCUGCUGGAAUGGUACUGUAGCGGCCGUAUUUUAAUGCUUAUCGUCUUUCUGGAGUGCUCUGUCAUUGCCUGGAUAUACGGAGUGUCACGCUUCCAGCGUAACAUGGAGUACAUGCUGGGAUACAGACUUGGGCCAUUCCUGAAAUUUGCCUGGUUCUUCGCCACACCGGCAGUUUCUUUAAUCAUGUUUACAGUUGACAUCGUACUGUACCCGGAAAUGACGUAUAGGCGUAAGUCGGGUGUGUAUUACUUCCCCGGGUUUGCCCGUGGAAUCGGCUGGAUCUUGGCCGCUGCCCCUCUCCUCUGUGUCCCCGGGGUGAUGAUGUGGAGGAUGUGUACUGCUAAGGGAUCACUGAUUACGAGGCUGAAAUUCCUCAUUAAAUCAGAGUUUGACGACGUUCAGAUGAGACGAGACAAGAAACAGAAGAGUUCUGAGAAGCUGUGCCCAGAGGAGAUACCUAUGACGGCCUGA
This is a messenger RNA of Liolophura sinensis, 1494 nucleotides long. Its product is annotated as sodium- and chloride-dependent taurine transporter-like. Gene Ontology annotation, cellular component: plasma membrane. The record is from RefSeq and is a predicted model, not a curated record. Gene Ontology annotation, biological process: sodium ion transmembrane transport; nitrogen compound transport; amino acid transport. The transcript has 11 exons. Gene Ontology annotation, molecular function: gamma-aminobutyric acid:sodium:chloride symporter activity. Lineage: Eukaryota; Metazoa; Mollusca; Polyplacophora; Chitonida; Chitonidae. Bases 1 to 1494 code for a protein of 497 amino acids.